Messenger RNA from Pochonia chlamydosporia 170, 2130 nucleotides. RefSeq names its product potassium channel. Gene Ontology annotation, biological process: potassium ion transmembrane transport; stabilization of membrane potential. Gene Ontology annotation, molecular function: potassium ion leak channel activity. Bases 1 to 2130 code for a protein of 709 amino acids. The transcript has 4 exons. The record is from RefSeq and is a predicted model, not a curated record. Gene Ontology annotation, cellular component: membrane. NCBI's taxonomy places the organism in Eukaryota, Fungi, Ascomycota, Sordariomycetes, Hypocreales, Clavicipitaceae.
AUGGAGGACACGAAAGAAGCAUCGGAGCGUCUGGCUACUGUGCCGAGGCAUUUGGAAUGUGAUGGCGAUCAGCAUCAACCACGCUCCCAAAAUGAUGAAUCUCAUCUCGAAUUUAGUCGAUGGUGGUUUGUAUCAUCUGUCUUUCCGAUGGUCGCGGGCACGCUCAGCUCCGUAGCCUUGGCAUUCAGCAUCUGCUCAUUAGGCCAUUCGUGGGUGCAGCAGAUUCCCCCAAAUGGCGAUUUAAACCAAGCCAAGUUUCUUCCUGAUCCUAUUUGGGUGACCAUCGUGGAGGCUAUACAGCUCAGUGUAGCUGUUGUGGCAAACCUAUUUCUCCUGUUAGAUUUAACACGAAAGGUUCGAUUCACCAUUUCUGAGCCAAUCGCAAUUGUGGGAUGGUACAUCUCCUGUAUUUGCCUUGUGUGCCUCCAUGCGGUAGCGUCUGGCCCUUUACUAGACAGCCUGGGAGUGUCCAUGGAUGAAACAGUUUGGUCACAAUCAUUCUACUACGGCAUAUGGGCCGCAAUUCUCUAUUUCAUCGUGGCGUCAUUAAUUGUUGUCACAUUUUGGGGCGGCGCUGUCUACGGACAUCACGAGGAUGACUUUGACCUGAGUCGGAGCCAGCGAACACUAAUGUUGCAGACAAUGGUAUUCCUUGGGUUUCUACUGCUUGGUGCACUAAUCUUCUCCACAGUAGAAGACUGGAACUAUUUGGAUGCAGUUUAUUGGGCCGACGUGACGCUAUUUACCAUUGGCUUUGGCGACUAUGCUCCCACCACCGUUCUGGGCAGGGCUCUGCUAUUUCCCUUUGUGCUGAUUGGCGUCAUCAGUCUUGGUUUGGUGGUUUCCUCCAUCCAGAGCAUGAUUUUGGAACGUGGCAGUCGACGGCUGGAAACGAGAGCUCAGGAAAAGAGCCGUCGCCGCAUGUUAAAGAGCUUGGCACGCAAGGAGACGAGCGGAAUCUUGACCCCUAUCGAGGGCAUGCCGACUGGCGAGUUCGACCGACGCCAUUCAGAAUUUGACUUGAUGCGCGCAAUACAGAAGCGAGCAUUAAAUCGAAGACGAUGGGUGGCAAUGGCUAUAUCUAGCGUCUGCUUUCUAUGCCUGUGGCUUUGCGGCGCUCUCAUAUUUUACCGAGGGGAGAGGACAUACCAGGGCUGGAAUUACUUCCAAGCUGUGUACUUUUGCUUUGUAUCACUUACAACCAUUGGCUAUGGAGACAUGGUGCCGAAAUCCAAUGCCGGCAAGUCAUUUUUCGUCUUUUGGUCAUUGAUUGCGCUUCCGAUCCUGACCAUCCUGAUUUCAAAUGCUGGGGGUACCGUCGUCAAGUUUAUGAAUGAGGUUACCAUCAGGCUGGGAAGUAUUACUCUACUACCGGGACGAGGGGGAAUCAAGCAUAAUGCCAAACGACUUAUCCACCAACUGAGCUGUGGUCGUCUGUAUCCGGGCCCGGGUACCGAUGUAGCUCGUGAUUUGGAGAACGGGACCACUCAGACAGGACAGGUGUCAACAGUAGAGACGUCGAAAUCAAAAGGAAAAUCCACUAAUCAGAGCUUCCAUGAAAAAGCCGUACUCGAUAGAAAAGGUUCGAUGAGCAAAACUGCAGAACCUUCUCGCAGUUAUGCUCUGCACAUAACGAACCCGGAUAUUUGGCAUCAUCAUGCUCACACCAGACUUGACGACCUCCCUACUGGUGAUGAUUUACAUCUUCUUAUAAUAUCCGAAAUUCAAGCCCUUUCUAAACAUGUCCAAGAGGACAAACCACGGCGGUAUACCUUUGAAGAAUGGGCAUGGUACUUGCGCCUAGUUGGCGAAGACGAACGUGACCCGCUUACUCAUCGCAAGGCUCGACCGAAGGACAGGACGACACACAGGAAGCGAGGUAGGAAGCAUAGAGGGAGUAAAAAAAGUUCAAGACAACGGCCCGAGAUCCAUGACAGUCACAAUGAGUUGCAACAACAGCAAGCAGCGAAUGGGGAGCCAUUGAAGUGGUCGUGGGUCGGUUAUGAAAAUCCACUACUCGGCGGGCAAGAGGAGAGCGAGUGGAUAUUAGAGAAGUUGAUAGAUAGACUAAGGGAGUUGUUGCUGGAUAGUUGGAGGCAGCGGAACGAGGGAGCGCAGCCAGCAAUGUGA